GCAGGUUGGCCACUACAUCACGGCAUCAAAAUUCAAGGUGUAGAAGAAAAAACGUAAACUUGUCAAGUCAGUUCUCAACAUGGCCGAAUCAACAAUAAAGUCGGGUCUUCUAACAAAUAUAGUUUUGGAAAUAGUCCAAAGCCCUAUAAAUCUCGCUCUAGUGUUCCUCAUAUUCUUCUUGUUAUAUAAAAUAUUCCGCCGCCAAACCGAAACUCCUGUUCGACAAGUCGUCCCGGACUUGCCGAAACUGAAGAAAAGAGACUUUACAGUGGAAGAGUUGAAGAAGUACGAUGGUACCCAGGAGGACGGUAGAGUUUUAGUGGCUGUGAAUGGCAGUGUAUACGAUGUUACCAAAGGAAAAAGGUUCUACGGUCCAGGGGGCCCAUACGCAGCGUUUGGAGGAAAAGAUGCAUCCAGAGGUUUGGCUACAUUCUCAGUGUCAGCUGCUGGUGAAGGCUACGAUGACUUAAGCGACUUGAGCACAGUCGAAAUGGAUUCUGUUAGGGAGUGGGAAUCACAGUUUAAAGAGAAGUACGAUCUAGUUGGUAGACUGUUGAAACCGGGAGAACAGCCAACCAACUAUUCAGAUGAGGAGGACGAACCGUCUGCAACUGGCGACAAGUCGAAGGACGAUUAAAGUCGUACUACCGCAUCCCAUGAAAAAAGGCUGAGAAGAGAGGUUUACAUACCAAUCUGUAAAAUUAAAUACAGAAAGCACUUAAUUUUAUAAGAUGUCUUUGGCUUUUUACUUUGUAUUAAUAUUUUUAAAAUAGCCGGUGUUAUUCCAUGGAACUUAAACUUAUAAAUGUAUAAAUUUUAUAUUUUUGUCAUUGUGCUUAAAGGAUAUACAAUGUCUAGGGUUUGGUCAUCAUAAAAUAAUUUUAAUGCGGCAUGACUUUUAUUUGUGCCUGUUUUGGAAGUUUUUGUACAUAAUGGCUGUAUUUUAAAAUAUAUAUUCUACUUUAUCUGCAUUUUUAUUUAUUUAAUGAUGACCACGUUACAAGAAUAUAUACUAGACGAUUCAGUUUGGGUAUUUUUAAGUAAAAUUGAAUUUGAACUGUUCCAUUUGCAUUCUAAAAUGUUUAUUUAUUUAAAUUGAUGCUUCAGUCGUCCGUAAAACAUUAAAUUCUUGUUUUAAGCUGCGAUGUGCAAUAUUUUACAAGCCGCUCUCAAAGGGACUGGCGGAGUUGCUCAGGUGAGGAAAAAUAUAUAAAAUUAUGCACUAAUUUUUCGACACUUUGGUUGGAAGAUUGCAGAUUUUAAAUUAUUUAUAAUAAUUGUCCAACAGUGUGUCGUUUUAAUUACCAAGGAUAAACCUAUGUUUGGGUGGAGGCGAAGUAUUACUAUUAUAUACGUUGCAUCAGUACUGAUAAGUUCGAAUAAUAAAAACGGAAGUGUAUGCGAUCUUUCAUUGCUUUCGUCAAAGUUGUAUUCAUAUGGAAAAAUUUUAAAUAAGAGUAAAGUUCUGCUGCCUUUCAUUUUUAACAGAGGUUUUAUUGAAUGUUAUAUGGGAGAUGGUUAUUAGGGAUAAUUUAAAUAAUCAUUUAUGGUUUUAUGUGAAGCUAGAAGUGUACAAACUAUUCCAGUCUGUUAUUUAUUUAAAAGGUUUUUUUUUUUGAAUCUGAACAUACAGAUUCAGAUUUCAUAAAAAAACUGAUAUUUUAAAAAAUUAUCAAUUUGUUACAUAUUUAUUUCAUUGUUAUUUUUAUAUUUUAUGCUUAAUAUAAGUAAGAGAAAUAACAUUUUAACAAUUUAUAAAAGAAUUUGAUUUGUGGGUCAUAAAACGUACAGUGGUACAUUUUCUGUUCAAGUACUUAAUAUACAAAUUUUUUCAGUGCGUAUUUAUAAAAAGACAACAGUUGAAAUGACUUAUAAACCACUUCUUUGGCCUGCAAAAUAAAAAAUAUAACUUUAAUUGUAUUAUUAGGGACUUGGUGUCUUGCAUUUAUUUAGUAAUCGUUUCAAAUAAUUCGAUUCUUUGUAUUGUAAUUAUGGAGCUUAAUAUAUUGGGAAAUAACAUUAUCUUAAAACAAUUGGAUAUUAAUUGUACAGAUAUGUUGACAAGAUAUUAAGCAAUAUUAUAUUUUAAAGGGUUUUAAUAAAAAUGUACAUAAAUUUGUUG
Anoplophora glabripennis (Asian longhorned beetle) is the source of this 2122-nucleotide messenger RNA. It is a transcript of the gene MSBP, whose product is annotated as membrane-associated progesterone receptor component 1. The transcript is spliced from 3 exons. The record is from RefSeq and is a predicted model, not a curated record. NCBI's taxonomy places the organism in Eukaryota, Metazoa, Arthropoda, Insecta, Coleoptera, Cerambycidae. Gene Ontology annotation, cellular component: membrane; endomembrane system. Bases 80 to 637 code for a protein of 185 amino acids.